Messenger RNA from Dromiciops gliroides (monito del monte), 3923 nucleotides. RefSeq names its product centrosomal protein 41 (gene CEP41). The transcript is spliced from 12 exons. The record is from RefSeq and is a predicted model, not a curated record. Bases 90 to 1352 code for a protein of 420 amino acids. Lineage: Eukaryota; Metazoa; Chordata; Mammalia; Microbiotheria; Microbiotheriidae. Gene Ontology annotation, biological process: protein polyglutamylation; cilium assembly. Gene Ontology annotation, cellular component: ciliary basal body.
GGUUAGAGGUAGGAAGAGGAAAGUGGAGGCGGCAAAGGGGGAGGAGUCGAUAGCGGCUGGAACCCGGGGAGUCCGUCCGUUGGAAGAAGAUGUCUUCCAGAAGACACAUUGGAGAUCCUGAGUUUCUGACCAAAAGGAUUCCACAGAACCCAAAGUAUCAGCAUGUCAAGACUAGACUUGACACUGCAGGCGAUUCAGAGUUAAACUCAAGAGAUUAUGAAUUCCAUGAUGUCACCUCCUGUCUUCAACAAAAUUAUCUACUCCCGAAAUCUUCAAAGACCUCAAUCUUCCUCCAGGGUAACAGUAUGACCAAAUACACUGAGAAACUAGAAGAGAUUAAAAAAAAUUACAGAUACAAAAAAGAUGAGCUGUUCAAAAGACUGAAAGUUACAACUUUUGCCCAGUUGGUCAUCCAAGUUGCUUCCUUGUCUGAUCAAACGCUAGAAGUGACAGCAGAAGAGAUUCAAAGGCUAGAAGAUCAUAAUUCUGCCCUCGACAUUCCUAAUGCUGAAGACAAGACCAAUGGGAAAGGCAGUCCCACCGAGAAGCCACCCAGCCCCAUCCAGUUCAUCAGCAAUGCAGGAGCUGGGGAGUCAAACCGGUCAACGCUGCAGAGCGUCAUCAGCGGCGUUGGAGAACUGGACCUAGACAAAGAGUCACUGAAGAAAACGGAGCCCAACUCUAAAGAUAAACCUUAUCCUGAUUGUCCCUUCCUGCUGCUAGAUGUCCGAGAUAGAGAUUCUUACAGUCAGUGCCAUAUUGUUGGAGCUUACAGUUACCCAAUCGCCACCUUGUCUAGAACCAUGAACCCUUAUUCAAAUGAUAUUCUUGAGUACAAAAAUGCCCACGGCAAGAUUAUCAUCCUCUAUGAUGAUGAUGAGAGGCUGGCCAGCCAGGCGGCCACCACCAUGUGCGAACGGGGCUUUGAGAACCUCUUCAUGCUCUCUGGAGGUCUGAAAGUCCUAGCCCAGAAAUUCCCUGAGGGACUGAUUACUGGGUCAUUGCCACUGAACUGCCAGCAAGCACCAACUCCUGGGUCUGCCCGGAAGCGAUCCAGCCCCAAAGCGCAGAUUCUGUAUGCCGAGAAUAAGUGGAGAUUUACUCCGGAAGAUUUAAAAAAGAUAGAAUAUUAUCUAGAAGAAGAGCAAGUUCCCCUGGAAACUUCUGGCCGACUGAGCCGUGGCAACUCCUCUUUGAGGGAUCUCAAGGUCACAGGUGGCAUUUCCUCCGGCAGGGAUGCCAAGGUCACAACUGUCCGAAGCAGUCAGAGCCUGCCUACUGGGAACACCGUCAGCAACCUGAACCCCCGCUCACUUAGCAGCAGCUACCUUCAGAGCAAACCCUGGAAGUAAAGACCUUGUCAAAUAAAUUAUUUCCCAUUUAUGGGAACCCUUAAGCACUUCCUAAGUUGGUAAUUUUCAGAAACUUCUUCAGAGGACAGUGACACGCAUAAUGGAGACCUCCUCGGGGCGGGGAUGACCCUCACAGAAAAGAGAGAGGCACGCCAGGCUCUAGGCUCUUCCCUGCUGUUUACAGAGUAUUGAAGUCACCAACUCAAAUAGGAAAAGAACUAUCUUUAGUGUCUUUUGUCUCUACUGUGUUCCAGUCUGUUCAUCUGUAUCCCCAUUUUCCCCUUGUAUUGUAAAUACUUCUUUCAUAGCCGCUGGUUGGUGUCUCCCAACUAUAUUCUCUUGUCAUUUACUGUUCUCGGUUUUAUGAAGGAAUCUUCAACCAUGCUUUUAAGGUGACUUCUUUAGGAGUUGUCCCAUGAGCUCCCAGUGAUUCUGAGAUUCCAUCCUGCCGGCCGUCUCCACACCAGAUGUUAACUCACAUCCCAGGGAUGCUGUGAAUCUGGGGGCUCGUGGCUAAGGGUGUUGAUCUGCCCAAAGGUUUGAGCACAUAGUGGAAUAACCUUUUAGAACUUCCUAAGACUUGUCUCUCACUACAUUUUAUUGGGGUGGGCAUCAGUUAUGGUGCUCACACAUCAUAGCACAGAGGGGUUGUUACUGCAUGAGAACCCAAAUGGUUUAUGGGGUUUCAGUGGCAGUCUCCUGCUAGGCUCAUCCAUGUUAGUGCAGUAGAAAAUAUGGCUACUUGAAGUCAUCACCAAUUUUUCCAACCCUGGAGCCUCUUGGCUGAGGAGGGGAGGGUGAUAUUUCUUUGUCAGAGGCCUCAGCUCCUGUUGGUCCUUGCUUGCAUCCUAUGUGCACCUGCAUCCUGCUUACUGCCCCAAAUAUACAGUAUUAGUUGAAUUGUGUGAUCUGUCCAAUUCCUUAUUUCUCAUUCCCAUCAUUGAGCUCUGACUAUGGAGUUAUGAGAGUAUUGAUUCUGGCUUAGGCUGGAAUUCUAAUUCAAUAUUAACUGAUUGCUAGUAGGCUGACUGAUCAGUUCUGUUUAGCCUCUGAAGAAGACUUUGGGUAAAGUUGAGGGAUUCCAAAAUGCUUAUGGCCUGUAUUCUAUAGUUUUGAUUAGAGAAAAGAUUGUUAUGGUGGUGUGAUUUUUCAAAAUCCAAAUGAAAAAUUUCUCUUCCUUUCCUUGCUUUGCCUUGACCCUCUGUUGUGUUUUUUCUCUUCUCAGUCAAGUUCCCCAGGGACACAAGCCUUGAGGGCAAAAGGAUCAAAUGAAGAGAUAGACAGUAUUUUCAGAGAGGCCUAGGAAAAAACAGCUUUUUUGAACUAGGGUCCGCUAAAAUGUAGCCUUUUGUUUUUCAUUUCUUAAAUGUAGCAUUUUCCUGGGUUUAGGAAUGAGACAAAUCCAAGACAUUGAAGGGGGCCAAGCCAUGCUUGAAAAAAUAUUCAAGAAUUGUCUUAGUAAAAUUCAGCCAAUAUUUUACUAUAACCUUGUUGCCUAAGACCCUCAGUCAGCCUUGCAGCUGAUGCCAAAAUGCUACAGUGUUUAUUUAUUCUUUAAGGCUUAGAUAGAAAGGGGCAUUUUUUUCCCCAGCCCUACAUACUCUUGAGAAAAUCAGCUUACCCCAAGCAUUUACAAGGUUUUUGGCCAUUUGACAUUUUUUAGGAUAAAAAAAAAAAAUCUUUUUUCCCCCUCACUACUCUUCCUUUGAGAAUGGCCAGUUAGGAGUUCUUUAUCUUCCUGCCCCCAUUUUGAAAGUCAAUCAAUGUACUCCCCCAACAGUUUUGCUCUUUGUUCCCAUUUGCCCUCAUGACCACAUGACACUAGAUUAUUGGAGACUUUAUUAUCCGUACAUAUUUUUAUAAUAGGCUAUUGAACUUUUUAGGUUUCCUGCAUGUUUUAAAUUUCAGAGAUCUCUACAGAGUUGAAUGUAUUUUAUAAAUAUUUUUGCAUAGGUGUGAUAGUCCUCUGGUCCUAUUGGUAGGGCUUUUAAAUUAAGUGGGCCUCAAAAGAUCUGUGCUGACCUUGCACCUUAAAUGUUACUGUCAGACAUUCUGGAUAAGUUUUCAUUUCAUGUUCCAACUAUUUUUAAUGUUUUCCCUUUAACAGUUUCCUCAUUAGCUUAUUGGUGUGUUGUGUUAUUGUUCAAUUGAUCAGUGAUACUCUGUGUGAUUAAGAUUGUUUGAAGAUUAAAGUACAAUGCACCAUAAUUAAUUUGUGGUUUGAUAGUGAUGUUCUGUAACAUACCAGCCUCCCUCAUCCAAUCUGAUAAGAUUUUUUUUGUGUGUGUGUGUGUGUGUGUGCUUAUUAGACUAAUGCAGUCUGAGCGAGUAACUCGUUUUGUUUAGUGCUUAGGCAGGAAUGCUCACUUUGAGAGGUGAGCCCAGAGUCGAUUCUAAUCUAGUGUGUUAAGGCCCCAUCCAUGAAGCUGAACGUGGUUCUUUAUCAUGUUUCUUUGUUGACUUACUCAGUGAGAGUAGCCUUAAGCUAAGUUAUAUCUGUAUUUUUUUUUUUUAGCCAAAAAAGUCAAACCUAACCAGCCACAAUCAGAGUAGGAGCAAGUCAGAAUUAAA